UAAUUGAAACACUCCAGUUAAGAAAAAGGAGAAAAAAUCAACUUAUUUAGGAAAAGGGGAGUUGUCAGAAGAAGUUUGUGAGAGGCAUCUGAAGGCAUUUACGCGGUCUCCCUUUACAACACCAUACUUGGCGAACUGUAUUAUUUAUUUAUUUAUUUAAGAAAUAGUUGUAUUAAUUUCAUUUAAAGUCGAAUUCCGAGGAAAUCCAAGUGGGGAAAGGCGAAGUUUCUGCCGAGUUAACGUGCGCCGAGACGUCAUUGAAAUUUUGACAAGACGUGAUGGAAGGCGGAAAGCAAUUGACCUUGCCGUUGAUGCUUGCUGUGGGGACGGCUGUAAUCGGCUCCCUUCAGUUUGGCUACAACACCGGUGUCAUCAACGCUCCACAAAAGAUCAUCGAGGCCUUCUACAAUGAGACGUGGACAGCUCGACACGGGGAUAUGAUCUCUAAAACCACAAUGACUACCCUGUGGUCUCUGUCUGUGGCCAUCUUCUCUGUAGGUGGCAUUGUUGGAUCCUUCUCCGUCGGGCUGUUUGUCAACCGAUUUGGAAGGAGAAACUCGAUGCUCAUGGCUAAUGUUCUAGCUUUCAUUGCUGCAGCAUUGAUGGGCUUCUCUAAGAUGGCAGCGUCCUGGGAGAUGCUCAUUAUUGGACGGUUUGUGGUGGGCCUUUAUUCUGGUCUGUCCACUGGGUUUGUGCCUAUGUAUGUGGGUGAAGUAGCCCCUACAGCCCUCAGAGGAGCCCUGGGCACACUUCAUCAACUUGGCAUCGUUGUUGGCAUCCUCAUGGCACAGGUCUUCGGUAUGGAAGCUAUCAUGGGAAAUGCAACAAUGUGGCCAUUUCUCCUGGGCUUUACCUUUAUCCCAGCCCUGGUACAGUGCUGUUUACUGCCUAUAUGCCCUGAGAGCCCUCGAUUUCUGCUCAUUAAUCGCAACGAGGAAAGCAAAGCCAAAUCUGUGCUUAAAAAACUGCGCGGGACGACAGACGUGAGCGCAGACAUGCAAGAGAUGAAAGAGGAGAGCAGACAGAUGAUGAGAGAGAAGAAAGUGACCAUUCCUGAACUCUUCCGCUCUCCGCUUUACCGGCAGCCCAUUGUCAUAGCCAUCAUGCUUCAGCUGUCCCAGCAGCUCUCUGGAAUCAAUGCUAUAUUCUACUACUCUACAAAGAUCUUUGAGAAGGCAGGUGUGCAGCAGCCAGUUUACGCCACUAUCGGAGCUGGAGUCGUCAACACCGCUUUCACUGUAGUAUCAUUGUUUGUAGUAGAGCGUGCGGGCCGCAGAUCUUUGCACCUCUUGGGACUGCUGGGAAUGGCUGGAUCUGCUAUUCUGAUGACCAUCGCUAUUGCCUUACUGGAAAAAUAUGACUGGAUGUCCUACAUGAGCAUUGUAGCUAUCUUUGCUUUCGUGGCCUUCUUUGAAAUCGGACCCGGCCCCAUCCCAUGGUUCAUUGUGGCUGAGCUGUUCAGUCAAGGCCCAAGACCCUCAGCAUUUGCUGUUGCUGGAUUUUCCAACUGGACAGCCAACUUCAUCGUGGGCAUGUGCUUCCAGUAUGUUGAGGAGGUCUGUGGGGCGUACGUGUUUGUCAUCUUCACCGUGUUCUUACUCUGCUUCUUCAUCUUCACCUACUUCAAAGUCCCCGAGACCAAGGGCCGGACGUUCGACGAGAUCUCCGCCGGUUUCCGUCAGGCAUCAGGGGCAGAGAAACACACGCCUGAAGAGCUCAACAGUCUGGGGGCGGACUCUCAGCUAUAAACACGCCCCCUCUGGCCCCGCCCACUCCUGCAUACAACUACUGAGCUGAAGGGGCCUGUCAAUCAAACAUUUCUGCACUCGCCUCUUAGUCGUCCCGCAAUCCUCCACACACACACGCCGAACCAGCAGAGCGUGAGACUGGGGUUUGAAAAGGCAGCGAGUAAGAGUAAUUAUCAUAUUCCUUUUAUCAGAAAGAUGAUCGUUUUAUGACAUGUUUGAGGUGUCGUAUAUUUGCAUUGCUGAGUCGCUUUGGCUAGAUUCAUUAGGUUUUAUGCUUUUUUUUAAAUAUACCUUAACUGUUACUUCUGCUGCGCGAAGAGAGAGUACACAUCAUCAGAGGUCACAUGGUCGUUUAUGACCAAUCCGCCACACUGUUGACGUCAGGAAUCCACUGUGACUGACAAUUCAAUACUGUAUUCCAGGUGACUGUAUAUAUUAGACAGAAAAGUCUUGAAAAGUGGCUUUAAUGAAAGAAGAGUCUAGCGUCAUGAUUAGCAAUCGAGGCUAUUUUAGGUGCACGUCAAUUUAAAUAACAGGAUUCAAUUAAAUUUAUAAAUACUGUAUAUAUAUAUAUAUAUAUGAAAAUAUUUCUCUGGAUUUAAAGUUUAUAGUUGUGUUUGUGUAAAAAUGUUAGUCCGCAUUUAUUUAAUUGUAUUUAUUUAUUUUUUCCUAUUUAUUUAUUUUUCUAUGUUUCGGUAACACAAAAAUAAUGUGUUUGUUAAUGUUAUUCAUUUGAGAAGAGUUAAUAUAUCGAUAUUUAGAGAAAGAUCUCCAUGUAUAGAGUUAAAGGUCCCAUUAAAUUAAAGUGUUUUUAGGUAUUAGUAUCAGUAGUGAUAGUUUUUAAGAUAUCUAUAGUGUGCCCCAAAACAGUGACUAAAUUCGCUUUUAGAAGAUAUGAAACGGAAAUAAACAUGUAAAGCUUGGAGUUUAUCACUUCCGCCUAAACGAAUCGACAGUUUUAUUCAUGUCACUUCAUACUACAGUUCCUCAUCAUAACCAAUCAAACGCUCUUUAGUAUCUGACAUGCCCCGCCCCCAUUAAGACUCUUCUCACUUGUUUUUUAUUUGACGCACUUGAGCUCAACCACUCUCACUGGCAGAGCUGUGAUAAAACAAAACACUAUUGGCUGUUUUCAAAAAGUGGAGCUACUCUAUGUCCCACCCUCUCUUUGUGUUUCGGUUAAGAUUAUGCCAAACAUCGGAUAAAAAUGCACAUUUUAAAGCACUUAACGGGACCUUUAAGAUACAAUAUUUAGAGGAAUAAUCCCUACUUUCAGUCAAAAGAAAUAAAAGCAUUUAUUAUACAGACCAGUUGUCUGUAAAACAAACAAACAAAAAGCUCUAAAAUUCAUGCACUUAUAGAAUAAAACAAAUAUUUAAUAAACAUUUUACUCAAACACAUACCUAAUAAAUCCAGAGAAACUAUAAAAAUAUCUAACUGUACUAAACCUGAAUCAUUUAAGCCCUCGUAAAUAUGAUUCAUGUACAUUUAAAAGCAAUUAGCUUUUUUUUAGGGAGUAAACCUGUUGCCAUAAAUGUGACACGCUGACUUUACUUAAAGUUAGUAAAGUUAUUGUAACUUAGAACUGUUAAGUUAACUGAACUUAGUUUUUAUAAUUAAGCAGUUCAUUAACUUGAGGUAAUAGGUUUACUCCUAACUUGGAACUGUUAAGUUGACUUAAUUUUUUAUAAUUAUGUGCAUAGAAGUUCAUCUACUUAAUUUAAAGCCAAUGGGUUUACUCACUUUUGAAGUAGUCAACUAAUCACUUUAUACAAUUUUUGCCAUUUUUAUGUUUACUUAAAAAGUUAGUAAACUCAUUAUAAUCUUUAGGCAAUAACUUUACUCACUUUUUUAAAGUCAAUUAAUCGCUUUUUACAUUGAAUCUAAUUGUUAUCUUAAGUUAGUAAACUCAUUGUAACCUAGAACAGUUAAGUUGACUUAAUUUUUAUAAUUGUGUGCAUAAUCUACUUAAUUUUAAGGCAACAGUUUUACCUCAAACAGUUGAAGUAAAGCCAACUAAUUGUUUUUACAAUGUAUCCCAUUUUUAUGUUGACUUAAAAAAGUUAGUUAACUCAUUAUUACUUACUGUUGAGCUGUUAAGUAAGGCAACAGGUUUACUCACUUUUUUAAAGUAAAGUUCACUGAACGCUUUCUACAAUGUUCUUUUCAUGUUGACUCAAAGAAAAUUAGUAAACUCAUUGAAACUUGACUUAAUUAUUGUAAUUAUCCACAGUUUUUUUACGCAAGUCAACGGUUCUAAGUUACAACGACAAUAUAUAUAUAUAUAUAUAUAUAUAUAUAUAAAUAACAUGCAUUGUAAAAAGUGAUUAGUUGACUUUACUUAAAAUAAGUGAGUAAACCUGUUGCCUUAAGUAAAUGAACUAUGUGCGUAAUUAUAAAAAUUAAGUUCAAUCAACCUAACAGUUUUAAGUUUCAAUGAGCACAUCGCUUUUACAAUGUACCUCAUUUUUACUUGGAAACUCUUCUGCAUCGCAAGCCUUUUUACAGGGUAUUUUAUCCCUGCAUCCCUAUCAGCAUGUCCUCUCUUGUUGCCUUUAAGAUUCAUCACAUCUGCGUAUUUAUAUUUUGUAACAAAGUCAUGCAGAUAUAAUCCCUUCCUGGACAUUUCUCAAGCCGUUUCAUUAUGUUAUACAGCACCAAAACUCAUUUUCCCGUAUCACUUUUGAAUGCACGAUGACAUGCACUCUUUACUGAAAGUAUUAGCAACGUUAAUCAUGAAGUGCAGCGUGUGUAUUUUUAUAUCCAAUAAUUCAUGAUGUCCCUUUUCAGACAGACUCGCUCGGGUAAAGUUUAAAUAGCGUUUUGCACAGUCGACUUGAAGAGUUGGGAAACACGGAGAGCGACCAAAAUGCACUGUGACCGGUGUCAUAAUAAGAGUCACUCUGAACCUCAGACCAUUGAUGAUGCUGUCGAGCACAAACCACGUGUCUUUUUGAACAUGUUUCGAAGCAGUACGCCUGGCUCCAAUGUGCCUUGUCAUUUUUUAAGCCUUCUACUUUUGCUCUUAUCUUUGGUUUUUCCUUUUUAAACCUACUCAUCCAUAAGUAUUCGUGAUUUAUUUUUAAUUUUACGCACAGCAAAUUCACCAAAUGAGGUCUUUCACCUUGAAUGUGAGCGUGCAUAUGUUGAUGUAAUCUGCUGGAACACUGCGCAAUGCGUCGGCUUCACAUUUGGCCUUUUAUUAUGUAAAUCUGAGUUUUACUUUUAAGUUUUAACCUACUUGGUUGAUGUCGGCUUAUAUUAAAUCACCUCUUUAUAGAUGUUUUUUCACGUCGAGUGUGUGUGUGUGUGCGUGCAUGUGAUAUUUGUCCAGUUUGCCAGAGAUACAGCAGGUCAGAUCAAGUUUGAACACCAGCAUUUUGAAUACAUAUUCACUCUCACUGCAUUCCAUACGGGAGCAUUUUGUGUGUGUGUGUGUGUGUGAUGUUUUGUAUACUGUACAUCAGAAAGAGACAAGUGUGUGUUAGAUCAUAUGCAUGUGAACGAGUGUGAAGUCACUGGGUGUGUUGUGUUCAAAGAAUAUUCAGAAGAGUUAUAUAAACUUUUUUUAGUCUAUGGAAAGUUUGGUGAUUUCCGGCUGUAAGUGUAAAUAAUGAAUGUAAAAUAGUGUCGCUC
Molecule: messenger RNA, 5384 nt
Organism: Danio rerio (zebrafish)
Lineage: Eukaryota; Metazoa; Chordata; Actinopteri; Cypriniformes; Danionidae
Source: RefSeq, a predicted model, not a curated record